AUGGAUCCUGGGUGGCAGCCUUACCAAGAUCCUUUGAUGGGCCACCCUGCGCAGUUCAAUACUGCGUUGGCAUCUCAUCCCCAGCAACUCGCUUCGAAAUACGGUCAACCACCACAGUCACAGCCGCCCGUCGGAUACACGUACGAGACAUUCCAGACCCCCGGCACGACAUCCAAAGCCCCUUCGGCUGGCUCAAAUUCCAAAACUGUCUCCAUGGCUUCCUCCCCCACCUCCACGCCUCGUACUCGGGAUUAUGUCACCGAUGCGGAUACUGCCAUGGAGGACGCUGACCCGUACAACCGGGCGAAGUACCCCUCGAGGCCAAACCACAAUCGCGCCUCGUCACAAUUCUUGAAUCAAGCAGAGGAAUCAUCGGCUGCCCGCAGAUACUCUCCGGGGCAUGUUCUUUCGCCGCCGAUGUCAUAUCCCACUAGUCCUGGCAAGUCCCAAGGGUCCUAUGGAUUUCCAUCCGCGCCCCAGAGUGCAUCCCGCCGGUCCCCUGCGAAACCAGAAUAUGCAUCACCACCACAAGGAUAUCAAUCGCCGCCAUCCAACCGGCCCCCUAGACUCCCUCCUCUUCAAUCCGGUGACCUCAGCCCAGACCAGUACUACCCACCAUCCGCAUCUUCACACAUGAGUCCAGGCUUUGGUCCAGGGUCGCGAUCUCCGCGGUCCGGCUCGCUGCCGUCUCAGGCCCCUCUGGUGCCCGGUCGCGGUCCCGUUCCCAAGUUCCAAAAGAUCCAGUCUGUGCAAGAGCUGAAGCCGCGGAUGAAUAUACAGCCCGCAUAUCGGCGCGCCAAUCCAGAGGGCGGAUUCAUCAGCCCGCUUCAAUCGUUGACAACUCACCUCCCGGCCACCUACCGCAUAUGCAACCCUGGCUUCAACUAUGAGUCUUCAAGAAACCCGCGACGAGUAUUGACCAAACCCAGCAAAGGGGUAAAGAAUGAUGGGUAUGACAACGAGGAUAGUGAUUAUAUCCUUUACGUCAACGAUAUCCUUGGAAGCGAGGAAGCCGGUCACAAAAAUCGAUACCUCAUCCUGGAUGUGCUAGGUCAAGGUACUUUCGGCCAAGUCGUGAAAUGCCAAAACUUGAAAACGGGAGAAGUCGUGGCUGUCAAAGUCAUCAAGAACAAGACUGCCUACUUCAACCAGAGUAUGAUGGAAGUUUCUGUGUUGGAUCUGCUCAACAGCAAAUAUGACAAGAACGACGACCACCACCUGCUUCGUCUCAAGGACACAUUCAUCCACCGUCAGCAUUUGUGUCUCGCAUUCGAAUUGCUCAGUGUCAAUCUGUAUGAGCUGAUCAAACAAAACCAAUUCCGUGGAUUGAGCACUACCCUUGUCCGGGUGUUUGCCCAGCAACUGCUCAAUGCCUUGAGCUUGUUGAACAAAGCGCAUCUGAUUCACUGUGAUUUGAAGCCGGAGAAUAUUCUCCUGAAAAACCUCGAGAGCCCAAUCAUCAAGGUCAUUGACUUUGGUUCUGCAUGCGAUGAACGCCAGACAGUCUACACCUACAUUCAAUCGCGAUUUUACCGAUCUCCAGAAGUACUAUUAGGCUUGCCCUACUCAUCUGCCAUUGACAUGUGGUCUCUUGGGUGUAUCGUGGUGGAGCUCUUCCUGGGUCUACCUCUGUUCCCCGGCUCUUCGGAGUACAAUCAAGUUUGUCGGAUCGUCGAGAUGCUGGGUAUCCCACCAACAUGGAUGCUGGAGAUGGGUAAGCAGUCGGGAGAGUUUUUCGAAAAGACACAGGAUGAGUUCGGAAGAAAGACAUACCGCCUCAAGAGCCUGGAGCAGUAUUCCCGAGAACACAACACGAAGGAACAACCGAGCAAGAAGUAUUUCUCAGCCUCAACACUGGAGGAGAUUAUCCGAAGUUACCCAAUGCCUCGGAAGAACAUGAAGCAAGCAGAGGUUGAUCGAGAACUAAACAAUCGGAUUGCUUUCAUCGACUUUGUGCGGGGACUUCUAUCGAUCAAUCCUCUCGAGCGAUGGUCACCCCAACAAGCCAAGCUGCACCCGUUCAUCACCCAGCAGAAGUUCACGGGGCCCUUCAUGCCACCAAUGAAUCUGAAGUAUUCGACGGCCAACAAGCCGGCUCCGGGGGUUCAACAACAACAGCAGGCCGAGGCCGCUAGCAAACAAAGAGCAGCUCAGGCGGCGCAUGCGCAAAAUGCCUAUGCCGUGCAGAUGAACCAAUUCCAUACUCCCCCUCAGGCCCAGCCUCAAGCCCCGCCCAUGUACAAUGGCAUGUACCAACAAGGUGCAGCGCCUCCUCCAUACCCUACCCAGCAGCCGCCUGGCUACGGUCACCAAAUGGGAAUGAUGCCAGGCAACCAGGUGCCCCCUCAAAGUCUCUACGCACAGGCGACUACGCGAGCCGGCCGUCAACGAGCAUCCACCAUGGACCCUAACGGAGGAAUCCCGACUACCAUCCAACGAGUUGCUAGCCACCUGGAUCCAAACGCACCGAUUCGAUUGCAGCCCAGCCCUGCAUACUAUCCACCUCCCCCUGACGGGUAUGUUGAUGCUAAUGCCAGUCAACGGCGUCGUGGGAGCCGAGCAGGUAAUGGGAAUGGGAACCAACGCAAUCGGGAUUUCAUUCGCACUCUCGAAGACGGUGUACUCAGCGAAGGUUACAUGGGUCAGAACCAAUGGCACUAG
This is a messenger RNA of Penicillium samsonianum, 2661 nucleotides long. RefSeq names its product putative protein kinase Yak1. The record is from RefSeq and is a predicted model, not a curated record. The transcript is spliced from 8 exons. Gene Ontology annotation, biological process: peptidyl-threonine phosphorylation; peptidyl-serine phosphorylation. Gene Ontology annotation, molecular function: ATP binding; protein serine/threonine kinase activity; protein tyrosine kinase activity. Bases 1 to 2661 code for a protein of 886 amino acids. Gene Ontology annotation, cellular component: nucleus; cytoplasm. NCBI's taxonomy places the organism in Eukaryota, Fungi, Ascomycota, Eurotiomycetes, Eurotiales, Aspergillaceae.